CGGAGACACCUCGCAAACGCCAACUCAGAUACACUUCUGGUCACUGAACCACAUACCACAAUGCCUGUCCCAUGGGAAGCUCUCAUUCCGUUCGGCCUGCUCACUUCGAUGUUUGCAGCGGCCGGAACGCUCUUGAAUACUUCCAAGAGGGCUCAGAAUCAGGGCAAGCCUGUUCGAUACCACGUCGACACUUGGGACGAGAUGAUGAUGGACCGUGAUAGGCGUCUAACGGGACACAUACGUGGACAAAGUGUAUGUGCCGUCCCUUCGUUGACAUUCGCACUUACAUAGUAUGCACUUUUCUAGUCAAAUCCGGUGCCUCCAGAAGGUUUCGAGACGAGCAGUGCUUGGUACACGGAAGCUACAUCAUGAUACCUCAUACCUUGGUACUGUGAAUGAAAUUGUUCUUUAGAUGCGGCACUACACUUGUCAGACAACCGGCUUGCGGUAGGGCCAGUUCUUGAAGAAUAAGGAAAAGACUGAGAGCACAAGAAGCAUAUUUAUCAUGUUUCCACGUUUGAAUACCCAAUUCUCGUGUG
This is a messenger RNA of Suillus paluster, 539 nucleotides long. Its product is annotated as NADH dehydrogenase 1 alpha subcomplex. NCBI's taxonomy places the organism in Eukaryota, Fungi, Basidiomycota, Agaricomycetes, Boletales, Suillaceae. Bases 61 to 291 code for a protein of 76 amino acids. The transcript is spliced from 3 exons. The record is from RefSeq and is a predicted model, not a curated record.